AUGGAUUUCACGCGGCGCAGGAUCGCCGAUAUCAGCUCAUACAUACCAACAUCAACCCUCAAAUCUCGUGGUGAAGCCGCUCCUGCAGAUGCUGAGGCAACUCCAAACUAUCACUCAAAUCUCGAUGGUGUAAAUCAACCCAUGAAUUUACUUUUUAAAGAUGCCUUGUGGUGGACCUUGGGUAUCAUGGCCCUUGUUGUUCUGUCCAUCAGAAUAAUUGAAAUCCUGUGGAUGAGACUCCGCCAGGUGUCUGCCAUGAAUGUGUCGGGUUCCAAACAAGCGUACUGGAGAAUAUCUCAAUGGAGCUGGAUGCCCAACGUCAAGAAGAACCUCAUAUACGCUCCUCUGUGGAACAAACGUCACAACAGAGAGUUCAAGUUAUCCUCUGCUAUCAGCAUGGGAACCCUUCCUUCGCGACUUCACUUCAUCAUCCUCUUCAUCUACCUGGGCAGCAACUUGGCCUAUAUGUUCGUCCUCAACUGGCACAAUGAGAACAAGCUUGCUUUCUGUGCCGAGUUACGAGGCCGCUCAGGAACCUUGGCCCUGGUCAAUAUGGUGCCCUUGAUCAUUUUCGCUGGGCGCAACAACCUCCUCAUUGGCCUCCUCAAGAUCAGCUUCGACACCUACAAUCUUCUACAUCGAUGGAUGGGUCGCAUUGUGGUCCUCGAGUCUAUCAUCCACACUAUCGCCUGGCUCAUUGUCGCCGUCGACGACUUGGGUUGGGAUGGUGUUGGCCAUAAACUUUCCCAUGGACUUUUUGAAGGCUCGGGAGCCGUUGGCACGGUUGCUAUGACCUUCCUCCUUCUACUUUCUGUUUCGCCUUUGCGUCAUGCCUUUUACGAAACUUUCCUCAGCGUUCACAUUGUCCUAGCCUUCGUUGCCUUCGUUGCUACAUGGAUUCACUGUGCUUCGUCUGCACUCAAAGGUGGCCUACCUCAACUUCCCUGGAUCAUGGCCAUCAUGGCCAUCUGGUUCGCCGACCGCCUCGCUCGUAUGCUCCGGAUUGUCUUUGUCAACUGGUCUUCCAAGGGGUGGACUGAUGCGGUGUGCGAGGCUAUGCCCGGCAACGUCACUCGAGUCACCCUCCACUUACCUCGAUAUGUCGAUAUCAAGCCUGGCACUCACGCGUACCUGCGCUUUUGGGGUCUUUGUGCCUGGGAGAGCCAUCCUUUCUCUAUCUGCUGGGUCAAUCAUGUACGCGAUAACAGCUUACCAAUUGCGGAAAAGGAUCCUCUCCAUGCAGUCGACAAGUCAACCAUGACCACUACAGUCUCUUUCCUGAUUGGUGCCCAGACAGGUUUCACUAAGAAGCUCUUUGACCGUGCCUCCAGAUGCCCGCGAGGUCUCCGUAUCAAGGCUGCAAUGGAAGGCCCAUACGCCGGACAUAACAGCCUUGAUUCAUAUGGCCAUGCAGUCCUCUUUGCCGGCUCCACUGGAAUUACUCACCAAAUCUCCUACAUCCGCCAUCUCCUCGAAGGAUACAACCAGGGCACUACUGCUGCUCGACGCAUUACACUUGUCUGGAUUAUCCGCGAAUACGAAUCUCUCGAGUGGGUGCGGCCCUACAUGGAUACAAUUCUUCGUAUUCCAAAUCGAAAAGACAUCCUCCGCAUCCAGAUCUUCGUCACCCGUCCUCAGAACCCACGCGAUAUUGUCAGUGCUAGCGCCACGGUGCGCAUGUUCCCGGGACGGCCAAACGUUCCCCUGAUCUUGGCCCGAGAGGUGCAAGAGCAGAUGGGUGCCAUGUGCGUCACAGUUUGUGGCCCCGGUGCUCUUGCUGAUGAUGUUCGGGGUGCUGCUCGAGCAGUGCAGGGCUCAACCGUGGUGGACUUUGUACUUAUUACCAUACCCGGUCCCUUCAUUGAUGAGGCUCAGGCAAAACCUGGCACGUUUGAGUUCCACCCAAUCAAGAUUCAGUUGUCAGAUCCAAAGUCCAAGGAUGGUAGUCGCUCCGCAUCUGGAGCCAAGAGGAAGAGAACGGACACAAGAAACGGAGAACCCGCGAGCCAUCGAAGACGGACCGUUGAACCUACAGCGGGCAGCGAAGACGAGGAGGAAGACGAGGAUGUCUACGACCCUGACCAGCCACUGGAGGAGCGCCGCAGAGUCCAGCAGGGCUUCAGAGAUUUACUUCGCGAUGUGACGGAGAACACCGAGGAAUACUUACAAGGGGACUCGCGAGGGCUUCAUGAGGCCAUUCUCCGCGCUGAUGAACUAUCGAAGAAAGUGAGGCAGACUACAGAAGCAACAAUCGACUCACGGCUACUCGUUAGCACUACCGACUUAUCUUACCGAAAGACUUUGAGACUCACACAAGGCAGCCUCUCUCAAGGUAUCGAUGUUGAUGAGUUUGUUUCAAAAUGCAUCACAUAUAUGAGACAUGGUCGAGGAAUUAUGGACGAUAAUGCACCCGAGCUCUCGAGCACCCAACGCCAAAGAAGAAGGACCACAAGGGGGGAUGAAGAUGGCGAGGACGACAUCGGGGACGAGGGCGAUAUGAUGAAUUGGCCGCAUCUUGGCCGUUUUGCCAGCUUGCCUUACAUCAGGCGUCCCGCCCUCCCCGGGUUCCUCCUUGGACCUCUGUCGGUCGAGAAGAAGGCUCGCAAGAUCACAAAGAGAAGUGCACCCUUCAGACCUAACAACCUGACUGAGACGCGCCCUGAAGUGCUCAAUGUCGAGGAUCUGGCCAAGAAGGAGAACGAUCUCACCGCGAUUUGCGGCAAGAUUCUUCAUCAAUUACAAGCUCUCCAGGCGAACAUUCAAGGAACUGUGGCGGACCUGAUUGACGAGAAUAUGGACGAGGAGGAACAGAACAGGAUUAUGCAUCAAUAUGGUCUUCGGAGCACCGGUGGCAUUGACUUGAUGCGAUUCGUUGUGAAUCCAAAAUCCUUCGGCCAAACCAUCGAGAACAUGUUCUACGUCAGCUUCCUUGUCAGAGACGGCAGAGUGAAGAUCGAUUUUGAUGAAUUCGAUUUACCAGCGCUUGAAAUCAUAGAGAGAGAUGUCGAGGGAGAGGAAGAAGAGCCGACACGACACGGGGCAGCGAAGCACCAAGCAAUUCUUUCCAUGGACAUGGAGACCUGGCAGGACAUUAUUGACACAUUCGACCUCAAAGAGCCCAUGAUUGCUCACAGAAAGGAGGUGACGACUUCGGGACCUGGUGCGCGAGGUUGGUAUAGCUGA
Molecule: messenger RNA, 3183 nt
Organism: Fusarium subglutinans
Lineage: Eukaryota; Fungi; Ascomycota; Sordariomycetes; Hypocreales; Nectriaceae
Product: ferric reductase
Exons: 4
Coding region: 1-3183 (1060 amino acids)
Biological process (GO): intracellular iron ion homeostasis; iron ion transport; copper ion import
Cellular component (GO): plasma membrane
Molecular function (GO): ferric-chelate reductase activity
Source: RefSeq, a predicted model, not a curated record